Messenger RNA from Myotis myotis, 1185 nucleotides. It is a transcript of the gene CBLN3, whose product is annotated as cerebellin 3 precursor. Gene Ontology annotation, molecular function: protein binding. The record is from RefSeq and is a predicted model, not a curated record. Bases 423 to 1040 code for a protein of 205 amino acids. NCBI's taxonomy places the organism in Eukaryota, Metazoa, Chordata, Mammalia, Chiroptera, Vespertilionidae. The transcript has 3 exons.
AGGAGGAGGAGGGACCGGAGGAACCGUCUCUUGCACAUAUGCACACACACACACACACACACUCACACACGUUCUCUGUCGUCCCAGUUCCAGUCUUCAGUGCUCUCUGGAGAGGCUGCCCUGGGGUUCUGGCUGUAGCCGUCCUGUCUGCUGCUUCCUCUCUCCUCUCCCUCCCAGAGCCCAACUGCUGUCAUGUUGUGCCCUGCCAAGGAGGAGGGAACUGCAGUGACAGCAGGAGUGAGAGGCAGGACAGAGUUGUGGGGCACGGAGUGGUAUGGAGAGGGAGAUGCUGAGACCAGGUGACAGUGAGACACAGAGAGAGGGCUAAGGAAUAGGGUGAGGGCUGUUGAGAGUCUGGGGGAAGAGUAGAAACUAAAAGGAGUAGCAAGAAGACAGGACUUGUGGGUCACAGCCACUCAGCCAUGCUGGGAGCAAAGCGACUCUGGCUACCAGGUCUUGCCCCCAACCCCUGGUUGCCCUUGGCCCUGAUGCUUCUGGCCCUGGGGACCGGAUGGGCCCAGGAAGGGUCGGAGCCUGUUCUCCUGGAGGGCGAGUGCCUGGUGGUCUGUGAGCCCGGCAGGGCUGCUGCAGGGGGGCCUGGAGGAGCAGCUCUGGGAGAAGCGCCGCCCGGAAGAGUGGCAUUUGCUGCAGUUCGGAGCCACCACCAUGAGCCAGCAGGGGAGACGGGCAACGGCACCAAUGGGGCCAUCUAUUUUGACCAGGUCUUGGUGAAUGAGGGCGGUGGCUUUGAUCGCGCCUCAGGUUCCUUCGUGGCCCCUGUCCGAGGUGUCUACAGCUUCAGGUUCCACGUGGUGAAGGUGUACAACCGCCAAACCGUCCAGGUGAGCCUGAUGCUGAACACAUGGCCUGUCAUCUCAGCCUUUGCCAAUGACCCUGAUGUGACCCGGGAGGCAGCCACCAGCUCUGUGCUACUGCCCCUGGACCCCGGGGACCGGGUGUCUCUGCGCCUUCGUCGGGGGAACCUGCUGGGUGGCUGGAAAUAUUCAAGCUUCUCUGGCUUCCUCAUCUUCCCACUCUGAGGGCUCAAGCCUUUCAAGAAUGGGAAUCCAGCCCCUGACCUCUGCCCUCUGCCCUCCCCUGCCCCAGAAGCAACAUCUUUGGGGCAGGAGAAAGGCUCCCUCUGGCUGCCUGAAUUCCACCUUCUUGCAUGGGAUCUUGUGCCAA